AAUUAUACAUCACAAUUUCAAUUUACCUUUUUGCAUCUCCAAACAAAAUUCCAAACUUUUAUUUCACACAAAAAGAAUAGGAGAGAGAAAUGAAGAAAGCCGGCACCGAGAAGAAGAAAGUCCGGCGAUCGGCAGCUGGGAAUUCGCAGGGUGGUGGUACCGAUACUCCACCUAGGGUUUUGCCUCUUUAUCUCUCCCCUAUCAAACAAGCUGCAGAGAAAGAUGCAUACUUGCUUUUUGCUGAAAAGGUGAGGGACCAUAAAGGUUUGGAGUCAAGGUGGGCAGUUUUACAGGAGACACGUGUUGAGUACUUCAGGGGGAAGGACUUCGUCACGUUUUUAAAAAAUCAUCCAGAAGUUAGAGAUUUACUUGGUUCUGAUAAAAGUUUAGAAGCUGAAGAUAUUGCUGAUACUUUGUUGAAGAAGAACCUUAUAGUAAGAUGUGACCGUGUUGUAAAGACUCUUAGGCCAGGCAAGAAGAAGCUGUCAACCUGGCCUGCACAUUUGGAGAUAUAUCCUGGUCAAACAUUUUCAGAUAAUGAUGCCUUUUUCGUAUGGACAUUCAUAAAGAGGCAUCCUUUAUGGCAGACACUUCUAUCAUUCUCUUGGCCUGUUUUGACAUUAGCAAUUUGCUUGUUUCCUGUGUAUCCUCACAAGGCUAAGCUUGUGGUACUCUACUCCUGUGCUGGAAUUCUUCUUCUUAUACUAUGCCUUCUGAUGUUGAGAGCCACAAUUUUUGGUGUUCUUUGGAUACUUCUUGGUAAACGUAUGUGGAUUUUCCCCAACAUUCUCGCGGAAGAAGCAACAUUAAGCGAGUUGUUUCGUUUUUGGCCGAAAAAGGAUGAAGAGGAUCCACCGAAAUGGACUUCAAGGCUCUUCUAUGCUGUUGUAUCUGUUGUGGUCAUAUUGCUUUUGAGACAUCAUGCUCCUGAUGAAGCUGCUCGAGCUAGGUACCAGAGGAGGGUUUCUAACAUUAUCGAUGAUGUCCUGGAAUGGUCUCCAAAACUGGCUCUCUCGGGAAUGAUGAAUCAACAAACUGAAGGCGUCAAUGUGACUAACUUUCAAAAUGAGUCUACUAGUGGCAGUGGAUCAGACUCCGACUUGCCACCACAUCCAGGAGGCGUAAAUGUUGAUUCAGGAGAUCUCCCUGAGGAUGAAAUGAUAGAAGACAUAGAGGAUACCGAUGGAGAACCCAAACAAAAUCAUGAAAGUUUAUGAUCCAUGUCAUGAAGGUGGUAUGAUCCUUAACUUACUAGACGUCUAGACACCACAAUUUUCUAAUUUUAUAAUUUUUGUUAAAAUUCUCUUUUUUUACGCUGUAAAACCAUGUAUUCGAACGUGUGAUAGAAGCUAGGUGAUUCAGAGCUUUGUUCUUUGUUACAACAUGAAAAUAGCUAUGGGUGUCCGGUUUUUAGUACUUUCAACUUUAACUAGUACAAGAUUGGUAUCUUAUAGCUAGUUUCAAGUUAUAUGAAAGCAGCAGUUAUUGGCAGAAAUUGCUUUAUUGGAGUCGUGUUAUAAUUAGCAAUUUGCUUAUAGUAUACUAUCUUUGUUCCAUUCCUAAGACUCUGAUCACAACUCCUAUGAGUGGGAUAUAUUGGAUCAAUGAUGAUGAUGAUGAUGCUAUAGCAUCUUUUGUUCCUUAUAUCUGGCUAAAUUUUAGAUUUUUGGAUCGCUCUAUGAAUUUUCUAAUAAACUGUGCUCUUGUAUUUUCUCUUUUGUUCUAA
Molecule: messenger RNA, 1726 nt
Organism: Amaranthus tricolor (Joseph's coat)
Lineage: Eukaryota; Viridiplantae; Streptophyta; Magnoliopsida; Caryophyllales; Amaranthaceae
Exons: 5
Coding region: 90-1217 (375 amino acids)
Biological process (GO): post-translational protein targeting to membrane, translocation
Cellular component (GO): endoplasmic reticulum membrane; endoplasmic reticulum
Source: RefSeq, a predicted model, not a curated record